AGGAGAUUCUCUCUUCGCCGCCAUUUUUAGAGAAACUUUGCUGGCUGCUGCCUGACGUUAGCAGCUAGCGGGUUUGGCCAGCCAGCUCCCAAUGACAGUUAACGCUUGGCUGUCUUUAGCCAGCUCACAGCUUAGAUAGCCUUGCUUUGCUUUAAAUUGUUGUUAUUCCUGCCGCCCGUGCCAGCCAGCACAGGCGAAAAGACACGAAUAUCGUUAAUGUGCAGAAAUAGGGAAUACUUGAAACCAGCUAGACUGUUCUGUGUUUGGGUAGGGCAGUUAUGCGGUUUGGUUAGCGAAUUAGCAUUGCUAUCUUUACAACUAGCGAAAUUCCCACUUUGAUUUCUCUGAACUGCAUUGGCUGUCUGUGAUUUUUAGCCACCCCAGGCUGUUGCGGGCAGGGUGACUGAAUUGUUCCCCUAAUAACUCAACUCAUGUGGAUUUUCCCGUUUACUUGGUGCCCAUGCGCUGACUUCCUCAGGCUCCCAGGUAGCUGCAAAUGAAUCUUCAGCUGCUUUGGUGUAGCUCUGCGCCCAGAUAGUCCCAUCCCCUCUGUGCGGGAGAUACGGGACUACAUAGACCAGGAUGCCUUCCUCUGUGAGGGCGGGGAGCCUGAAGGAUCCGGACGUGGCCGAGCUGUUCUUCAAGGAAGAUCCAGAGAAGCUUUUCUCUGACCUCCGAGAGAUUGGUCAUGGCAGCUUUGGGGCUGUCUAUUUUGCACGGGAUGUGCGAACAAAUGAGGUGGUGGCAAUUAAAAAGAUGUCCUACAGCGGCAAACAGUCUAACGAGAAAUGGCAGGACAUCAUAAAGGAGGUGAAGUUUCUCCAGAGGAUCCGACACCCUAACAGCAUAGAAUACAAAGGAUGCUACCUUCGUGAGCACACAGCAUGGGUAAGUUAUUUAUUUCCAUGAACUGAAUUUGAUUAAAAUGUCACCUUUUUGUGUAAUCAAUCAUUUAUUGGUGUAUGUGUGGAGGAAUUGUUAUGAUCGGUGCUUGUUUUUAGCUGGUGAUGGAGCAUGAUCCACAGGGAUGUGAAAGCGGGUAACAUCCUGCUGACUGAGCCUGGCCAAGUCAAGCUGGCAGACUUUGGCUCCGCCUCCAUCGCCUCGCCUGCCAACUCCUUUGUGGGAACGCCAUAUUGGACGGAUUACUUUAGAAACUUUAUUGAUUCUUGCCUUCAGAAAAAUCCUCAAGACAGGCCACAUUCUGACGACAUGUUGGGUCACGCGUUUCUCCAGCGGGAGCGUCCAGACUCUGUGUUGAUGGAUCUCAUUCAGAGAACCAAGGAUGCAGUUCGGGAGCUGGACAACUUGCAGUACCGCAAGAUGAAGAAGAUCCUCCUUCAGGAGGCUCACAAUGGGCCCACCACUGAAGCCCAGGAUGGAGAUGAGGACCUGGAGCUCGGCGGAGGUCGCACAGGAACGGUGAACAGUGUCGGCAGCAAUCAGUCCAUCCCCAGCAUGUCCAUCAGCGCCAGCUCGCAGAGCAGCUCUGUCAACAGCCUGAACGAAGCAGCGCAGGACAGCCGCAGUGAGCUGGACCUGAUGGACGGAGACCACACGGUCAUGUCCAACAGCUCUGUGAUACACGUCAAACCGGAGGAAGAGGAGAGUCUUUCUGGGGAGCAGGCAGCCAGCAGUCAGCCCACUGAGCCACAGCCGGUACCGGCUCAAGCCCCGAGGAAGCACUACCGAAACAGAGAGCACUUUGCCACCAUACGCACAGCGUCACUUGUGACGCGUGAGAUGCAGGAACACGAGCAGGACUCAGAGCUACGAGAGCAGAUGUCAGGUUACAAACGGAUGAGAAGGCAGCACCAGAAGCACCUGAUGGCCAUGGAAAACAAGCUGAAAGGAGAGAUGGAUGAGCACCGGCUGAGGCUGGACAAGGAGCUCGAGAGUCUGAGGAACAACUUCACUCAGGAGAUGGAGAAGCUGCUAAAGAAACACCAGGCCGCACUGGAGAAAGAUCUGAAGACAUUUGCCAACGAUGAGAAGAAGUUCCAGCAGCACAUCCAGGUUCAGCAGAAGAAGGAGCUGAGCAGCUUUUUGGAGUCACAGAAGCGAGAAUAUAAACUACGCAAGGAGCAGCUAAAAGAGGAACUUAGUGAGAACCAGUCAACUCCCAAAAAGGAGAAGCAGGAGUGGCUGUCCAAACAGAAAGAAAACAUUCAGCACUUUCAGGAGCUGAACAAGCGGCAAACACAGAAGGACCUGGAACAUGCGAUGUUGCUCAGGCACCAUGAGUCCAUGCAGGAGCUGGAGUUCAGGCAUCUGGCAACCAUCCAGAGGCUGAAGAGCCUCAAGUCCAAGGAGCUUCAGAUCAAGAAGCAGUUCCAGGAUACGUGUAAGACGCAGACUCGGCAGUACAAGGCCCUCAGGAACCACCUCCUGGAGACCACGCCCAAAUCUGAGCACAAGGCCGUCCUGAAGAGGCUGAAGGAGGAGCAGACCAGGAAGCUGGCCAUCCUGGCCGAGCAGUACGACCACUCCAUCAACGAGAUGCUCUCCACCCAGGCGCUGCGGCUGGACGAGGCUCAGGAGGGCGAGUGUCAGGUUCUGAGGAUGCAGCUGCAACAGGAGCUGGAGCUUCUCAAUGCCUACCAGAGCAAGAUCAAGAUGCAAACAGACGCGCAGCACGACAAGGAGAGGCGGGACCUGGAGCAGCGGGUGUCGCUGCGGAGGGCGCUGCUGGAGCAGAAAAUUGAAGAGGAAAUGCUUUCCCUCCAGAACGAGCGCUUGGAGCGGAUCCGCUCGCUGCUGGAGCGCCAGGCUCGGGAGAUCGAGGCCUUUGACUCGGAGUCGCUGCGGCUGGGCUUCAGCAACAUGGUGCUCACCAACCUGGCCCCAGACUCCCAAGGAGGCUGGGGGGGCGGAGGUGGUGGAGGAGGCCAAGGAGGUCAGGGGGGAAGCCAGUGGCCCGGAGGCGGUGGAGGAGGCAGCCAUCACAGUCACCACCAGGGGGGGUCCAGUUCGCAGCAGCCCUGGGGCCACCCCAUGCUUGCAGGUGGCCCGCCGCCCUGGAGCCUCCACCAUCCCGGAGGAGGGAGUCAGAGAAGUAGUCAGGGAGGCGCAGGAGGGGUGAGGAACAGCCCGCAGGCUAUGAGGAGGACGUCAUCGGGGGGGAGGAGUGAACAGGGCAUGAGCAGGAGCGCCAGCAUCACCUCUCAGAUCUCCAACGGUUCCCACCUGUCAUACACCUAAAAACACAAGAAACACAGUCACUGUAACUAAAACACACACACACACGAAAACACACACUCACAAAGGGCACAGCACAGAUGGGUCAUAUCCCACAAUGCACCUCACUAUGCAGACUGGUGAGACUGGCCAGUCUGUGGAAACCCAUCAGAGCUGAAACCAAGCUGCAGCUUCUGAUCGCCAUUCCCAGCGUGCCACUGCAGCCAAUCAGCUCCAUCCAGCUCAGUCUGCGUUGCCAUUCAGCCGCCAUAUUCCCCAUACAGUUCCACCAGAGAGGUCAGUUUGCAGCAGGUUCUAUUAUUUUUAAGGGACUAGUUGAUCGAGUCAGAAGUUUGCACAGUAAAUCUUCUCGUGAAGAAAGAGUUGCUGCUUUAACUGGAGUUACAUAAAUCCUUGUGAGAUCCGGUUAAAACACUCAAAAAGACUGAAGUUAUUGACGUUAUAAAUGUUGGGAAGGCAGAAGAGUCGACAGAGUAGAGAAAAUUUAAAGGAGGGAAAAAAUGAAAGUCGUGUGUUGGUAUCAACUGGGGAAUUUCCUAUGCAGACAAGUCUGUGGAAGUUUGGAUUUACUUUAAGCAUUUUCCAGAUUUAAAGAAGUAAAAGAGCUUUGAAAAAAUGUUUGAUUUUACAGAUUUUAUUCCAUGUUCUGUUAAUCAAGAUAAUUAAGAAUUUAAGUUAGUUAAUAAACAACACUUAGGUUAAUUUUGAUUUAAUUUACAACUCAAAUUGUUAAUCAGUUUGAUUUUCAUGGCCUUAUGAAAUCAAUCAAAAUUAAUUUAAAGUUAUUUCCUUAAAUUUCUUUUUUUCUAAAAGCAACUUGAUUAAAAAAACUCUAAAAGAAAUAUAAGGAGUUACAAAGGGCCAGAGAUUUAUAGGUUAAAAUAACAUACAUUAAAAAAUAAAAACAAAAUUUAAAUGUCCUUUUUUUGGCUACUAAGUAUUUUUGGAACAAUAUUUUAAUCUGAAUCUGUGGGUUUUUUUAAAACUAGGUUUGGAUAAGAUUACAUAUUUUGAAGAAUAUGUUUAAAUGUCCAGAAAACCUUUGAAAUUAGAGUCUGGAAAAGUUUUGGGUUUUAAAUGAGAAAACCAUGGCAACAGCCUGAGUGAACGUUUCGAGGGGGGAGUUAUUUGUAGACUGAAGGCCGGUUUCCAAUGUUUCAUCUUUGUCGACCUUUGACCCGCUUAUACGGAUCUUAGUCCAUUUUCUUUGAGAACGACAUUUAAAAACUGCAUUUGAAGUAUUUUUUUUUGCCCAGAGCUCCUUAUUUGUUUAUAUUCUCAUGUUGUGCUGUGAGAGAGAAGUUGCUGUAAAACGGGGUUUUACUCAUUUCAAGUUACUAAUUUAAAGACAAGUUGGUCUGUCGCACUACAGAGACUGUAGUCAUCACCUAAACUCAGAGAUUUCCAAAAGGUCGACAACAUUUCAAAGCAGCAUGUUCCAGGACUUACUGAGGCUGUAAGGCCUAAAAUACAGAAAAACUUUCAUGUUUUCCUUUCACACUUCCUGUUAUCUGUGAAGUUGAGUCUGGUCAGUUUGCCCUUCCUCAGUUGGACCAAAUGUCCUAAAGGUUUGAGCCCAAAGAGGCUGCAGAUCUUAAGUUGGGUAAAAAAAAAAACAACCAAAAGGGCAAAAAUACAAAAUAAUGUCUCUAAUGAGUUUUGCUUCUAACAGCUUUGGUUUACUUCAAAACUCCUCACUAAUACCAAAAAUACACCUUUUCAGUGUAUUUUUGUUACGACUUCCAUACCACAUGGUGUUGUUGGCACCAACGUGUGGCCUUUAGUUGUCCUGCAUUCAGUGAUUGGAAAAAGGUUGGCUUUCUAAUGACCAGUCAAGUUUAACCCGUUUGUUUAUGAAUCUCUAGUUCUUUAAGGAGUUUGGGUCAGACUGCUGGCAUGCUAAUUGUAGGAGUAGUUCGGGUCACAACUGUCCAUGCCAACACUGGAUUGUAUUUGUCGUUGAGUGCCAGAGAGUUUCAGCCAGUUUAAGCCACACAGCCAAGCAGUAGCAGCAAAGAUUGGCUCAGCUCCUGGGUUUCCACUGACCUCUGCUCACCCAGGCUCACUCUGGCGGACGCUGUAGUUAGCCCACCAUCCCUCUUGACGGGGAUUCAGCAGUAGGUAAACACAACUUGAAUAAAAGCCAGUGAUCGCUCUUCACCUGCUGGCAGUGACUCCACAAUGUCCUGAACGAUGCAGUAAAAGCCUGUCGGCCUGUUUGGCGAGGUGCGGUCAUAGCGAGUCGCACUUUGGCCAAGGCCAACUCAAAAUGUUACAUCUGAUUUCACACAAACACAUACAGAUACAUGUACAGAGAAAGUGUAAAGGUUAUAAUCCUUGAUGGAAAAACGGCACACAUUCAUUGAUAAAGGAGAUGUAAAUGCUGAUUUAAAGUUUUAAAAAAGGCUUCAGAGAUAAAAACAAAUGACCAUCUUGUCUGUCGGUUGGUGACUGCUGAAUGUUUUUGCGGAUCCUUGGGGGGUGAUGCUGGGAUCUCCGCUGCUGUGCCCCUGCAGAGCCCCUCCCCCGGUGUGACACCCCGCUCUGUCUCACCCUCCGAUCCGACCACCGAUCUCCCUGCGUCCUUCCACCUUCGCCUCCUUCCCUCCUGUGUCUCUUGAGGGCCCUAAACCCGGGGGCCGCUCGCUGAUCUGCAGGGAAAAUUUGUCCCUCAGAGGAAGAAUCGACGGACCAGGAUAUGUGCUGUUGUUUAUAUAAAUCUAUAAAUGAGAAAAUUUUAGAAAAGAUCCAAGUCUUAUUGUGAAACUGCAGAUGGAAUGUACAGUCAACAUGUGAAUAUUGUACAGCCUGAAAAUCUAGAUGACAAAUCGAAGCGAGAUGAACCUGCGGUGAGGGCACAAUGCUGUGGCUUUAGAGUUGCUGUAGUUUUAAAAAAAGAAAAAAGGUGUUUGCUGAGUUUUCACCUGUCCCGUUUGCAGCUGUUACACAUUUUUUUUGGCUGUGAACAAAAACACAGCUUUAGGUCAAAUUGGCUUGUGGAAGCAGCAACAAUUUAUUCAAAAGUGUAUGAGGAGGACUUUUUGCACAUAAUUAAAAUAUUUCCCUCCUUUAGCUCAGACUGUACACUGACAGCGUUACACCAAGUUAGACUCUAAAACCAUUUAAUGCCACAAAACCUAAUGCACUCUACACCCUGAGGUAGUUUCCAAAGUCAUGCACAAGGCUCUGAAGUCCAUUUAGUUUUUGGAAACUUUAGGUCAUGUGGGAUCAUCUGACGUUACUCAGGCUUUAAUCUUUGAGACUUGCAUUUACACUUCCCUCUAGAAAUAAGCAACAAAAAUUAGGCCCCCAUUCUGUCAAAACAUGCUAAUUUCUCAGUUUAGAAACUAAACGAGUGCUUUUCUUUAUUCCCCUUCUCUUCAUCUCUUUUGUGUUUUAUUUUCCCUAAACUGUCUGCAGAGGGCCAAACAACCUGCAGAGGUUUAGACGUAUUUACUAUAGAUUUUUUUUGUUUGUUCUUUUGCAAGGCAGUGGGUGCAGAGUCUAGCUUUAGACGUUGGUCACUCCGAACUGGAUCAGUUGCACUGAUUGCACAAGUAGCUGACCAGUUUUUUGAGUCUACUGUGACACCCGACCCCCCUUCGUCCUCCCGAGGCGGGGGCGGGGGGCAGCUGCUGUUGGCGGAGAGUCGGUGGAAGGCCGGGUCACUUCUCUGUACAGUCAGUUUAUCAGUAUUCCUUUUAUUCUUCCUGUCAUAUUUGGUGAAUCUUGCUGUUUUAUUCUCCCUUGUCCACAGAUCUGUAUUAAAGUGUAUAGUUUGUGCAAAAAAAAAAAAAUUACAAAUAAAAAAACGCUGAAUGUUG
Molecule: messenger RNA, 7022 nt
Organism: Gambusia affinis (western mosquitofish)
Lineage: Eukaryota; Metazoa; Chordata; Actinopteri; Cyprinodontiformes; Poeciliidae
Product: serine/threonine-protein kinase TAO1-A-like
Exons: 17
Biological process (GO): protein phosphorylation; execution phase of apoptosis
Molecular function (GO): protein kinase activity; ATP binding
Source: RefSeq, a predicted model, not a curated record